Drosophila persimilis is the source of this 1694-nucleotide messenger RNA. RefSeq names its product membrane-bound alkaline phosphatase. The record is from RefSeq and is a predicted model, not a curated record. Bases 37 to 1638 code for a protein of 533 amino acids. Gene Ontology annotation, biological process: dephosphorylation. The transcript is spliced from 3 exons. Lineage: Eukaryota; Metazoa; Arthropoda; Insecta; Diptera; Drosophilidae. Gene Ontology annotation, molecular function: alkaline phosphatase activity.
UUGUCCACAUUUCACAAUCCAAAUCACACUUGGAAGAUGCGCGUCCAUCAAAUACAGAUGGUCCUUGCUGUUCUGGCCCUGUCUGGGGCAGUCCAAGUCCAAGGUGGGGUCCAAGAAGUCCACAACGUGUAUGAACUCUCAGGGCAGAUCGCGCACAAGGCCAGAUUCUCCACAGACGUGGCCGAAGACAAGUACACGCCCCCGGAGGAGAUGGAUCCGCAGUUCUGGUACGACCUGGCCAACGAGGAGAUCAACAAGCGCCUUGCGCUGCCGAAACUCGACACGAAAAUGGCCAAGAAUGUGAUCAUGUUCCUGGGAGACGGCAUGCCUUUGACCACAGUGACGGCGGCAAGGAUCCUGAAGGGUCAGCGCCAGGGCAAGACCGGCGAGGAGUCGUCGCUGAGCUUCGAGAAGUUCCCACAUACGGGUCUUAGUCGGACCUACUGCUCCAAUGCCCAAGUGCCCGAUUCCGCCUGCACGGCCACUGCCUAUCUAUGUGGCGUCAAAACCAAUAUAAUCAACAUCGGAGUCAGCGCCGCCGUAAACUUUAACAACUGCACAGCGAGUCAGGAUCCAGCUAACCGCCUAACCUCCAUUGCGGAGUGGGCUCAGAACGCUGGCAAGGCCACAGGCAUUGUUACCACCACCACCCUGACGCAUGCCAGUCCCUCGGGCGCCUACGCCAAGACCGCUAACCGCAUGUGGGAGUGCGAUACGGACGUGACCAACUAUGGAGUGGAUGCCAGCUCCUGCAUCGACAUGGCCACCCAACUGGUGACCCAGACUCCCGGCAAGAACUUCGACAUCAUGUUCGGCGGCGGCAUGGGCAAGUUCCUGCCCAAAACUAUCCAGGAUAGCCACGGCAAGGCCGGCGAACGCUCGGAUGGCGUGAAUCUCCUCUCCAAGUGGCAGAGUCAGCACAAGGGUGGUGUCCUGGUGAGCAAUCGCAAGCAGCUGUUGAGUGUCAACGUCUCGGCGGUAGGAAAUAUCAUCGGCCUGUUCCAGUCCCAGCUGAUGAAGUUCCAUAUCGACGCCGAUGAGACAUAUCAACCCACUUUGUCCGAGCUCACCGAAGUGACUAUCAAGAAGUUGAGCCAGAAUGAGAAUGGCUACUUUGCCUUCAUCGAAGGCGGACUCAUUGACUACGGCAAUCACUAUACCCAGGCAGGCUAUGCGCUAGACGAGGCCUUGGAGUUCGAGAAGGCCAUUCAGCUGGCCCGCGACAUCACAGACAUAGAAGAUACCCUUAUUGUGGUAACCGCUGAUCAUGGACACGCGGUGAGCAUUGCCGGCUAUCCAGGACGCGGCACCGACAUCCUGGGCAUCAACCGACAUGACACAGAUAUCAAUGGAGUGCAGUACUCUGUGCUGAACUAUGCGGCUGGUCCCAACCAAUAUCUGGAUGAGAACGGUCAGCGUAUACCUCUAGACGGUAUUUUGGGAGACGUUGACUCUAUAGCCCCCAGCUACAUUCCCAAGGAUCAGGGCGUUCACUCUGGCGAGGAUGUCGGUAUCUGGGCCUCCGGUCCGCAGAGCUAUCUCUUUACCGGUGUGAUGCAACAAAGCACAAUUCCACAUCUCAUGGCAUAUGCAUCCUGCAUUGGCAAUGGCCAGAAGUUCUGCGACAAGACUGCAUAAGGAAUCCAACACCUAAAAAUAAAUACUUACAAAAAAAUGAGCAUUCAAGAAGCAAA